Fusarium odoratissimum NRRL 54006 is the source of this 1819-nucleotide messenger RNA. Its product is annotated as amidophosphoribosyltransferase. Gene Ontology annotation, biological process: base-excision repair. NCBI's taxonomy places the organism in Eukaryota, Fungi, Ascomycota, Sordariomycetes, Hypocreales, Nectriaceae. Gene Ontology annotation, molecular function: catalytic activity. The transcript has a single exon. Bases 116 to 1699 code for a protein of 527 amino acids. The record is from RefSeq and is a predicted model, not a curated record.
CAUUGAUGCGAUCAACUAUAAGUAAUCGCAAAACUGAUCAAACACUUACCAUGACCAGAACAAAAAUGAGUAUGCUGUUGAUAUAAAACAUCAAGAGAUUGCCUUCUCUUGUGGAAUGAAAAGCUAUUUGCUAUUUGCCGUCAAGUUUUGGACACCACUGCACCCCUGUCCGAGCCUAUCUACAUCAUCUCCAAUCUUUCGUCACUUCCAUACUUUCACACCUUCUGCGCGACUCGAGAUGGCUGCUCGAACUUUACGGAAACGUAAGGUUGCUAGUCGAGAGGAGGCGCCUGUGAAGAAAAGGAAGACCGGGAGGAAGGCCAAGGACCAGGUGGAAAAUGAGUAUUUGGAUGACCUUCCGCACAAUCCGGGACCUGUUCGUGCUCCCCGGAAGGAUAUCGAAACGAUUCCCACACCCCCGGAAGAUUUGAAAGAAACGCAGGACUUGAAGAAAAGUGCCAAAGUCGAAGAGGUCUCACCCGUGGCCAAAUCGGGGAUGAAAGCUGCGAACCAAGGUUCGGCCCAGGUCAUGGAGUUGGCAACCCGAAGAUCCCUUCGCCCAAGGAAAUCAGCUGCAAAAUCUUCAUACUUCGAAUCUGAUGACGAGACAAUAACUAAACUUCAAGUCAAGCCUUCGUCCGUAAAGAAGGAGGUCAAGGAUGAGGAUCUCCAGGUGGCAAUAGAAGCACCAGUUUGGAAAACGGUCAAAAAGACCAAGGAUAACCCGUAUGGACUUACUCCUGGCAUGACGCCCUUUCCAGAGUGGAGCGCCCCAUCGGCAGAAGAGUGUGAAGAGGUUUAUCGCCGACUGGCGAAAGUACAUGGAGAAGCCAAAGCCCCCGAGAAGAUACCAGCGCCAUCUUUGGAAGUGUCGGGUUGCGGAGAGGUACCAUCUGUUCUCGAUGCCUUGAUUCGUACCCGCUUAAGCGCGAACACUUCCAACCGCAACUCAAGUGCAGCAUUCAGGGGGCUGGUGACCACAUUCGGCACUGUCGACAAAGGUAUUGGGAAAGGCAGCGUUGACUGGAACAAGGUCAGAGUUGCUCCUUUGCCUACCAUCGUUGAAUCGAUCAAGACAGGUGGCUUGGCUCAGGUCAAGGGUAAAGACAUCAAGGCAAUCCUGGAAUUAGUUCAUGAAGAGAACACAAAACGACGAGAGGCUUUUAUGCAAGAGAAGAAAGGGGGGAACUUAUCUGGUAUCACCGGAGCGGACAACAAAACUCAAGGUCAAAAAGAUCUUGAAAUCUUGAAGACAGAACAAGACAUUCUUUCACUAGACCAUAUACAUGGUAUGGCUCCUGAUGAAGCCAUGCAGACACUCACUAAAUUCCCUGGUAUUGGCGUCAAGACAGCAUCUUGCGUUAUUCUCUUCUGUCUCCAACAACCUAGCUUCGCAGUUGACACCCAUGUUCACCGCAUCAGUGGAUGGUUGAAAUGGAUACCCCCCAAAGCCACUCGGGAUCAAACAUUUAGUCACCUGGAGGUGCGCAUCCCCAAUCAGCUGAAGUAUGGAUUGCACAAACUGUUCGUCCAACACGGACGAAGUUGUAUCCGCUGUAGAGCAAACACAAGCGAGGGGAGUGAAGAAUGGAGUAAAUCAAAAUGUCCUCUUGAUGGACUGAUGGAGCGAACAGGGAAGAGACAGUAUGGAGGGAAAGCAGGAUUGAAGAAGCAGCUGAAGGAAGAGGACAGUGAUUAAGUGCCUGUAGUUAGAUAAUUGUGGGUUAUUUUCGUUAAAUAAGUUGCAUCUCUUCAGCAUUUCGUGCAACUAUCUUUCUUACACAUGCAUUAUCAUGCGCGUGUCUUAUCACCCCCCGCU